UAGUAAUAGAAUGCUCACUUGUACUGUUAGUAUUGUUAAUUCACCAAAAACCUUAUUUUCGAUUCUUCGGAUAGUUAAAAUCGAAAAAAAUGAAUUCAAAGUACUUGAUAUUAUUUAUAUGUUUCGUGCAGGUGUUGCAUUAUUACUGUGCGGAUGGUAAAUCGGUGAUAUCAAACGCAGUUUCGUCGUUUAUUCCAUCAAAAAAUAACGUGUUUCCAGAUUGUUAUUUUGGCGUUGACACGAUUUCGUUUAUUCUCUACACACAAAACAACCGCGAAGGUUCUUUUCUUUCGCUAGAUAAUCUAACGAAUAACAAAGUAUAUCUAAAAUCUGUACUAUCAGAUAAAAUUGUAUUCCUUAUACAUGGUUUCCUUUCAUCUGCAAAUAAUACAAAUUACAAGGAUAUGUCCGAUAUCAUAGUAAAGAAAAAUAUAACCGUAUUCUCGAUCGAUUGGAAGAAGGGUGCUUGUAAUGGUGGAGCUUCACUUCUCGAGUACGCUGGUUAUUUCAAGGCUGUUGAAAAUACACGUGAAGUUGGACGAUAUGUCGCUAAUUUUACUAAGAUACUCGUAGAAGAAUAUAAAAUACCGCUUGCAAAUAUACUAUUGAUUGGGCACAGUUUGGGCGCACAAGUUGCAGGUUUUGCAGGGAAAGAACUUCAAAAAUUAAUAGGAAAAUAUUUUCAAAUUAUCGGGCUCGAUCCUGCUGGGCCAUUUUUCAGUUUGAAUAGUUGUUCGCAAAGAAUCUGUGAGACAGAUGCAUAUUAUGUUCAAAUUAUACAUACAUCAGUCCCAUUAGGGACAGAGAGAACUCUUGGUACAAUUGAUUUCUAUAUGAAUAAUGGAAUUUUUCAACCCGGUUGCAAUGUUGUCGAUGCAUCCUGCUCUCAUACGAAAGCUGUACUAUACUUUACCGAAUGCAUAAAACGUGAAUGUUGUUUAAUUGGAAUACCGUGGAAAGAUCGCUCACAAUCUAUUUCGACCUGCACAAAGGACAAGUGCGUUUGUGUUGGAUUAAAUGCAAAUAAUUAUCCUGGUAGAGGCAAAUUUUAUGUACCAACUAAACGCGAUGCUCCUUAUUGCAAUAACAAUGGCACAGUACUUUAAUUUUAAAAAAUGUUACUAUAAAAUUAUAUACAUCUAUUAUUGAAGAAUAAAUAAAUAAAUAUUAAUAAAAUUUC
Messenger RNA from Vespula vulgaris, 1180 nucleotides. RefSeq names its product phospholipase A1-like. Lineage: Eukaryota; Metazoa; Arthropoda; Insecta; Hymenoptera; Vespidae. The record is from RefSeq and is a predicted model, not a curated record. The transcript has 7 exons. Gene Ontology annotation, biological process: lipid metabolic process. Gene Ontology annotation, molecular function: lipase activity. Bases 90 to 1106 code for a protein of 338 amino acids.